Molecule: messenger RNA, 375 nt
Organism: Mesitornis unicolor (brown roatelo)
Lineage: Eukaryota; Metazoa; Chordata; Aves; Mesitornithiformes; Mesitornithidae
Product: ly6/PLAUR domain-containing protein 3-like
Exons: 3
Coding region: 1-375 (124 amino acids)
Source: RefSeq, a predicted model, not a curated record
AUGUGGACAGUCUUCAGCCUGGUUCUGGUCAGCUCCCUUUUUGUACUCAAAAGCGAAGCGCUGCAGUGUUACACCUGCGUGGGCUCCAGCGAUGAGGACUGCAACAGGCAGGGAACCCAGCAGUGUCCCGGGCACUCGGACGCGUGUGCGAUCAUCAGAGGACAAGCCAGUGGCGUUAUGAAGUCCUGUUCGUUCAGGUCCUUCUGCGAGCGGGCAAAGAGGGACGGGUCCAGGGCGCCCGGAGUGAGCGUUCACUGCUGCUACUCGAGCAACUGCAAUGCCAAAGGCCUGGGUUCAAGAGUCACCACCUCCACGAGCUACUUCUGUCUCCUGCUCUUUACUUUGCUGUGGCACCCGCUGUUGAAGCUGACAUGA